UGAACGGUUGAAGAGCUAAAAUGGAUGUCCGUUUUUUUGGCUUUCUGGAGAGAUAGGGUUUGGUUAGCGCUCAAUCCAGGCUGUUUUUAACUGAAAAACAACUAUACUACUAUAAAGAAACUGUUCAUUGGGUUCUGAAGACUCGUUCAGAUGGUGUUCUUGAUUCAGAGUUUAUCAACCGUCUUGACAUUGAUGCAUGUUUUCGAGAGUUAAUGUUAGCAUGAUCACAACUACACGAGAAGACUGAUCAAUAAUUUGAAAGGUGGUGAUGGCAGAGCGUCGCCUGGAGUGCUCCUGGAAGAGGCACGUCGUAGAGCAGCUCAAACAGAGGGACCGUGUCCAGCGGCAUGCCUUUGAGGAGAUCAUCCACCAAUAUAACCGUCUCUUGGAGAAGUCAGACCUACAGACUGUGCUUUCGGAAAGAUACCAGUCAGACAAAUAUGACCUUCAAAACAGACACGACAGUAGCCCAGGGCUUGACUUGAGUCGCAAUGACUCAUUGCAGCAGGAGAUGGCCCAGAUGCGGAUCAGGCACCAGGAGGAGCUGACUGAGCUUCAUAAGAAACGUGGAGAGCUGGCCCAGAGUGUGAUUGAGUUGAACCACCAGAUACAGCAGAAGGACAAGGAGAUUCAGAGCAAUGAGGCCAAGAUGGAGGAGUACCAGCGGCAGAUUGCAGAGCUGGAGGGAGAGUGCCGGGAGCUGCGAGGCAAACUGCAGGACCUGGAACAGGCCAACCAGACUCUGAAGGACGAGUAUGACGCCCUGCAGAUAACCUUCGGCGCCCUCGAGGAGAAGCUGCGGCGCACCACGGACGACAACCAGGAGCUGGUGUCGCGUUGGAUGGCAGAGAAAUCUCAGGAGGCCAACAAGCUCAAUGCGGAGAACGAGAAAGACUGCAAACGCAGGCAGGCAAAGCUUCAGAAAGAGCUUGCAGAGGCUGCGAAGGAGCCUCUUCCCUUGGACCCGGAUGAUGACAUUGAGGUUCUAGCUGAAGAUUCUGGUAAGGGCACUGGAGAGACCUCUCCCAACCGACCACUCAGCCGCACCCCCAGUAAACGUGUCUCUGGACAGUCUCCUCAAAGCAGCCUAUUGGGCUCAAUCUCAAACAUAUUUGGCGUGUCUGAGUCUGUGCAGCCCGGACUCGUCCUCCCUCCAGACUCCAGGCGUCGUCCCGGGAAUUCGUAUGGCAGCUCCCCUGAAUGCACGGAGACGCCCUCUGGAGUAUGUGCCGAUGUUCGUGUUCCUGCCACGGCCCUCCAUGUGUUUGAAGCCCAUGAUGGAGAGGUAAACGCAGUGCGGUUCAGCCCAGGCUCCCGACUCUUGGCUACGGGUGGGAUGGACCGCAGGGUGAAACUCUGGGAGGUGGUCUCCGGUCGCUGUGAGCCAAAGGGGGCUCUGACUGGCAGUAACGCUGGGAUCACCAGUAUUGAGUUCGACAGUGCAGGCUCUUACUUGCUGGCGGCAUCCAAUGAUUUUGCCAGCAGGAUCUGGACUGUGGAUGACUUCAGAUUACGGCACACACUCACAGGCCACAGCGGGAAGGUUUUGGCGGCCCGCUUCCUUCUAGACAAUGCUCGCAUAGUCUCUGGGAGCUACGACCGGACCCUGAAACUGUGGGACCUGCGCAGCAAAGUCUGCAUGAAAACUGUGUUUGCUGGGUCCAGCUGUAAUGACAUUGUAUGCACAGAGCAGUGUGUCAUGAGUGGCCAUUUUGAUAAGAGAGUGCGGUUCUGGGACAUCAGAGCAGAGAGUAUAGUUCGGGAGUUAGAGCUCAUGGGCCGAGUCACAUCUCUUGACCUGAACCACGACCGCACCGAGCUGCUCACGUGCUCCAGGGACGACUUGGUCAAGAUCAUCGACUUGCGUAGCAACGCAGUCCGUCAGACCUUCAGUGCUCAGGGCUUCAAAUGUGGCGCUGACUGGACCAGAGUCACCUUCAGUCCAGACGGUAGUUAUGUGGCCGGCGGCUCUGCAGAUGGAGCACUGUACAUUUGGAACGUCCUGACGGGCAAACUGGAGCGCACCUUGGACAAGAACCACAGCUCAGCCAUCAACUCUGUCUCCUGGUCGCCAUCAGGAGCCUACGUGGUCAGCGUGGAAAAGGGCUGCAAGGCUGUGCUGUGGUCUGAUAUGUGAUUGUCUACACUCUGCUCUGGCUGUUUGCCGUUUUACUUUUCCUCUGUAGAACAGUCCUGAGAGACAGACUUUGGAAAGAAGAUUCCCUAGCCCUGCCCUUUAACAGCCACCCCUGAAACACUGCCUCAUUGGCAUUAGAAGAUUCUGUACUAAGAAUUCUGUACUAAGGCUGGUGGGUUCCUGUUUGAGUUCAUCCAAUGGCCUAUGGGUGGCAGCGGGGAGAUGGUGUCAAGUUGCAAGUGUCACUGUAAAUGAAGUAAACCUUAAUCAUGUGAGUUUGACAAUAUAUCCUACUGAGGCAAGACAAUUACUAUGUCAUUUAUGAAAAUGACACACUGAAAUGAGAGAAGUUUUUGCCAAAUUGUUAAUAUAAACAGAGCUGAAUUGUCUGUUUGCAAUCAGACACACUGUGUUACAUAACCGUGGAAUGGGCAGAUGAUGUCUGUGUCUCCUGGUUUCCAUUUUGAAUCCGAUUCCUGUUUUUAGCCUUAAAGAGUGCAUCGCAGCUACAGAUAGGUUCCUGUCUUCAUUCAGAAGUGGUUUUAGCCAAUCUCCACCAUGUCAGUGUCCCAAAUGUCCUUUGUUUCCUUUUAGACAAUGCACUAUGUAGCUACAGCCCUGUUGGCCCUGGUCAAAGAUAGUGUGCUAUAUAGGGAAUAGUGCACCAAGCCGUUUAGGACCGCCCCUGUUUCGAACUGACAUGGAGGUGAUUGGUUUUUUCAAAGUGGUAGGGAGUAUCAAUUGAGGGUGAAGGUAAUCCAGAAACGCUGGGCUUUUCAAUGUGUUUUCUUUUUUUUCUUUUACUACCAACCGGGCCUGUUGAUUGUUUUUGUUAUAUCCCUGCACCCACAUGUCCAAAGAGUUUAAAUACUUCAACUCUGCUGGAACAAAAGCAUGCACACCUUGUGGGACCAGGUUUGAAAAACACUGUUGUAAUUAUAGUUGAUGCAUUACAAUGGAGAAGAUGCAUAAAGAUUACAGCCCUGUUUCUAA
Esox lucius (northern pike) is the source of this 3130-nucleotide messenger RNA. RefSeq names its product ATG16 autophagy related 16-like 1 (S. cerevisiae) (gene atg16l1). Gene Ontology annotation, cellular component: autophagosome membrane. The transcript is spliced from 21 exons. Gene Ontology annotation, biological process: negative stranded viral RNA replication; autophagosome assembly. Bases 269 to 2137 code for a protein of 622 amino acids. The record is from RefSeq and is a predicted model, not a curated record. Lineage: Eukaryota; Metazoa; Chordata; Actinopteri; Esociformes; Esocidae. Gene Ontology annotation, molecular function: protein binding.